AAAAGACAAGCUGUAAUUUACGGAACUAUAUUACGUGCAUUUGAUUGAUUGCUUGCUUUUCAUGACAGGGGGUAUCUGACGAGGCCACUUCGGCGUUGAUGGUGAAUACACAGCAAUUCAAGGCAUACAAUAUCAAUUUCAAACAACUCUGGGGAUCCAAAUUCGCUGGACCUCAAGCCGUGGCUGUAUCAAUCAACGCAGAUAAGGUGGGGUUCUAUCAGUCCUACUUUUUUGGCUAUCAAGAUACUCUUUUUGCUGGUGUCCACAGUACGAUUGGUCGCCAGUACUUCAAAGAUUGCUACAUUGUUGGCGCUGUAGAUUAUAUCUUUGGCUCCGGGAGUUCCUAUUUUGACUCGUGCACCAUUGCUUCUAAUGGGCCAGGCCACUUGACGGCACAAAAGCGAAGCAAAAGCAAUGAUUCCAGCGAUGCUAUCAAAUCCGGCUAUAUCUUUAACAAUUGUCGCGUGGUAGCGGAUGCCAACACGAAUGGUGUCAACUUGAAGGCCAAGGUGGAUUUAGGUCGUCCUUGGAGUCCUUAUGCUCGCGUUGUGUAUAUGAACACGUACAUGAGCGAUAUUAUUGCUCCCACUGGAUGGGGAAAUUGGUAUUCCGUCACACUAGGUGACUACAGCAACGUUCAAUAUUAUGAAUACAACAACACCGGACCAGGGUCUUGGAGCCAGAAUGCUGCGGCCCGUGCCUCGGUCAACUAUACGAAACAGCUGACGGCUUCCGAGGCAUCCGCUUAUAGCCUGCAAACAUGGUUUGGGGACGUGUCCUGGAUCUGAUGUACGGACUGCUUUUGAUUUGCAAAAUUUGAUGGAAUGAUUUUUGGUGGGAGCUCAAAAAUUUCUGCAAAAUCUUUUUUUUGGUUGCCGAAGGUCGUCACAGCAUCAUUUUAAUAAUGCCAAAUAUAAUAAAAAAAAAAUUAAGGAUUACGUCUGAGUAGAGAAC
Messenger RNA from Umbelopsis ramanniana AG, 954 nucleotides. RefSeq lists its product as uncharacterized. NCBI's taxonomy places the organism in Eukaryota, Fungi, Mucoromycota, Umbelopsidomycetes, Umbelopsidales, Umbelopsidaceae. Gene Ontology annotation, molecular function: pectinesterase activity. The coding region runs from base 99 to 788 and encodes 229 amino acids. The transcript has 3 exons. The record is from RefSeq and is a predicted model, not a curated record. Gene Ontology annotation, biological process: cell wall modification.